AACCUGAUGAGGUUCAACACGGCAAAGUGCAAGGUUUUGCAUUUGGGCCGGAAGAACCCCAGGCACCUGUACAGGCUGGGAGGAGUGGUCCUUGAGAGCAGCUCGGCAGAGAAGGACCUGGGGGUCCUGAUGGACGAGAGACUGAAUAUGAGCCAGCAGUGCGCUCUGGCAGCUCGAAAGGCAAAUGGGAUCCUGGGCUCCAUCAGGAGAGGGGUGGCCAGCAGGGACAGGGAGGUGAUUGUCCCUCUCUACUCGGCUCUUGUGAGGCCCCAUCUGGAGUACUGUGUCCAGGUGUGGAGCCCUCAGUACAAGAAAGACAUUGAGAUUUUGGAAAGGGUCCAGAGGAGGGCGACUAAGAUGAUCAGGGGGCUGGAGCACCUCCCCUAUGAGGACAGGCUGAGGGAGUUGGGCUUGUUCAGCCUGGAGAAGAGAAGGCUGCGGGGUGACCUCAUUGCAGCCUAUCAAUACCUGAAGGGAACCUACACCCAGGAGGGGAGUAAACUCUUCAAAAGGGCUGACAACAGCAGGACUAGGGGAAAUGGUUUUAAGUUGAAGGAGGGAAGAUUUAGGUUAGAUGUUAGGGGGAAGUUCUUUACUAGGAGAGUGGUUAGGCCCUGGAACGGGCUGCCCAGGGAGGUUGUGGAUGCCCCGUCCUUGGACGUGUUUAAGGCCAGGUUGGACGGGGUCCUGGGCAACCUGAUCUGAAUGUGUAUGUUUGGUGGCCCUGCCAGGCAGGGGGGUUGGAACUACAUGAUCCUUGGGGUCCCUUCCAACC
This is a messenger RNA of Lagopus muta (rock ptarmigan), 775 nucleotides long. RefSeq lists its product as uncharacterized. The coding region runs from base 7 to 705 and encodes 232 amino acids. The record is from RefSeq and is a predicted model, not a curated record. The transcript is spliced from 2 exons. NCBI's taxonomy places the organism in Eukaryota, Metazoa, Chordata, Aves, Galliformes, Phasianidae.